UAGUUGUGGGGCAAAACGAAACCAACGUUGUCAACGCAAUUACGAUUUAUAAAUUUUUUUUUAAAUAUUACAAACACUGUUUUUAAAAAUUUUGGAGUAUAGAAAAACUGAAUUAAUUAAAAUAUGUGAAAAUUAAUUAGAUAAAAUUUAGAUUUUUAACUGACAAUAAAUAACAACUGACAUCGUUUAUUUAUACAAACGACAAUGACAGUUUGAUGCAGUUACAAAGAUGAGUCAACAAGAGAUGUAAAGAUAAGAAAAUAAGUAGAACUAAACUAUUGAGAAAGUUUAUUAAUAGAAAAAAACCUGAUAAACAAUAUUUAUAAUGCCUAGAAAAACAGAAAAUUCCAAAAGAAACCAUACCGGAAAGUCUUUAUCACAAUAUGGACUGUUCGAUAUACCUACUGAUUUUGAUACUGGUUUAAACAAUGAAGAUGAUGAUGAUGAUGAAGACUUGGAAGCUGAACUUGCAGCAUUAGCCGGAGGUGGACCAGCUAAACAACCAAAAAGGCCUCCUAGAAAAAUAAUUCCUCAAAAAGAAUUGGAUUCAAUGAUUUCUAAUUCAUUAAAAGAUGAAGUUGAUGAAGAUGAUGAUGAAUCUAUAGAUGAAAAUGAUCCAGAUUUGCUUAGCGAAUUAAAUGCAAUUAGUGGUGGAGCUGAAGAAGAACCUGUAGAAGAUUCCCCUUCAUCUCAUGAAGAAGAACCAAGUGCCAGUAGCUCUGGAACCAUUGAUAUUCUUACAGGGAGGCUGAAGAAUUAUGAAAUUUGUGAAACCAAAGCAAAAGAAUCAGGGGAAACAAUGAAAGCAAAAAGAUACAGUAGAGCUAUAAAAACUUUAAAAGACCUUAUUAAACAGGCACAACUAGGAAAACCAAUAGAUUUAAAUGAUGAAAGCGUUCCUCCAGAUAUUUAUCCUCAUACUUCAACCCCUAGUCAUCCAAAACCAUCUACACCGCCUUCAGAAAUAUCUUCCCCUUCAGAACCACUUGAUCAAGAAUCUCCUGCAGAAACUCCUAGUUAUGAUCCUGGCACAUUAAAUGCCCUUUUAGAACGACAGAAAGAAUACAAAGUGGCUGCACUCAAAGCUAAACAUUCAGGAAAUGCUCAAAAAGCAGUUCUAUUAUUAAAACGAGCUAAACAGUUUGACGCUGUUAUUACAGCCCUUAAAAACGGCCAACCUAUAGAUUUAUCAAAUAUGCCUGGCCCGCCGGAUGAAACCAGUGUUCCAGAACCGCGAGUUCAAGAAAAUGAAGUUCAACAAAACAGCUCAAACUCAACAGAUGAUAAUACACCUGCUGUAGCUGUAGCGGAACCUUCACCUGCUGUUGCAGCUGUAGCCGAACCUACACCAAGUCUUAUAACAGCUACUACUGUUCUUGAAGCUCUACAACAAAGGUUGGCAAUUUAUCAACAGCAAGAAGCAAAAGCAAAAGAAGAAAAUAAUUCAAGUAAAGUUCGAAGAUAUGGGAGAAUUAUAAAACAGUUUGAGCAAGCAAUUAAAGCGAAUAAGGCUGGAAAAAGUUUUGCUUACGAAGAACUACCAACUCCUCCAGGUUUUGCACCGAUUCCUGGUUUACAACAGUCUGCACCGCAACCUGCUGCCGAUCCUUCACCUGCACAACCAAGUAGACCUGCUCCAGUUCCUAGUGCUAGUGGAGAAAACAGUAAAUCAAGUGCACCUAGUCCUAGCGGUAAAACCGGAGUGACAGUGCAUAAACAGACAGAAGCUGAUAAACAAAUGAAAAUUCUAAUAGCCAAACAAAAACAAUUCAAACUAGCUGCAUUAGAUGCGAAAAAGAGAGGCGAAAUAUCACAAGCUAAGGAAUUCUUGAGACAAGCAAAAGGAUUUGAUAAAUUGAUUGAGGCGUCGAUAGCAGGACUUCCUGUAGAUUGGUCAUCAAUCCCAGUAUCUCCAGAUGCUAAGUCACAGUUGGACAAUGAAUAUAAUAUUGCUAUAACGACAGAAAAUGAUGAAACAGUUGCAGUUGAAGAUAGUGAUCUUUUCGCCAGAUUAGAAAUUCAACUGCAAAAACAACUAAAAAUGUGCCUUACAACUAGAGAUCAUAACAAAGCAAUUGGCGACAUUGCAGGAAUGAAUAGAUUCGAAAGGUUUGGUUUGAAUGUAGCAAAGGAUUUAGAUGUGAUUAGAGCAGCGAAGAAAGAAGGCAGGAUUCCUAAAUUCCAUUAUGAAAGUAAAGAAUUUGCUAUUGUUAAAGUUUUCACAGACAUAAGCGAUAAUGAUAUCGAAAUCUGUAUACACAGAGGACUUAAUAUAUCCACAGAUAAAGAUGUAGAUACUUAUGUUAAGAUGGAAUUUCCAUAUCCACAGGAAACUCCUUUUAGUGAUAGAACAUCUACUAUUAAAAAUACGAAUAAUCCGGAAUAUGGGAAAACUUUUGUUAUACCAAUACAAAGGAAUUCAAGGCAAUGUCAGAGGGUUUUUAAAAGACACAGUAUAAAAUUCGAAGUAUAUUCCAAAGGAUGUAGCUGCUGUGGUUCUCCCGUAUCCUGUCCAGGCUGCUGUACGUUUUUAGGAGGAUUGCCGUGUUUUUUAGGGUUCUUCAGGAGCGACGUUCUAAUAGGAACUGUUAAUGUUAAAUUACAACAGUUGGAAACACAAUGUGAAAUUCAUGAUACGUUCGAUCUUUUGGAAGGUAGAAAAAAGGUAGGAGGUAAAUUGGAAAUCCAAGCGAGGUUGAGAACGCCGAUCCAAACUCAACAAGUCGAACAAAUUCAAGAAAAAUGGUUAGUCGUUGACGGUUGAACCAACACUGCCAUAAAAUGUAUUCGUUCAUUGUGGCAAUUACAGCUUUAUAAUAUUUAUCGUUUUGAGAUAUUUUUACAUCACAAUAAUGGAUAAAUCGAAAUAUUUUGUGACAAAAACUGUUCAAAUGGGUAUUCUGAUCUAGAAACUAACCUGAAAAAAAUUUUUACUGUCCAUUUUUUUAUACAGUCCAUCGUAAAUCUGGAAUCCUUGGAAAAGUAUUGGUUCCGGAUUUUAGAUUUUUCAUAUUUGAAUACAUUUAGGGUGGCGCCAUCUAUCGCGCUAACAGGAAAUCAUUUGCAACAUUACAUAAUAAUGUAAACAGAGGGAGAGGUAUGCAUAAAAUAUAAUAAAAUCGCGUUUAAUACUGCACAAAAAUACAUUUAUAAAAUAAUGAUAAUAAUAAUAAACAAAUCAAAUACAUAAACAAUUUCUUCAUGCUAUCGUUAUUUAUGGUGUCGCAAUCAAGUGUCAAAUACAGAAGCUAAAAACUACGUUACGAACGAAUCAGUCCGGAUUUUAGAUAUUCCGCGUUUUAGAAGUCCGGAUUUACGAUGUUCAACUGUAUAAAAAUCAGAAUUUUAAUAAAUUACAUACCGGUAAAUUGGGUGGCUAAAAAAAACGAUGCACUCUGAUUGAUAUGAUUCCACCCUUUGUAGUGGUCUAGAAUAAAAAAAAAAAUUGAAAAAUACUUAAUCUGUAAAGAUGUCGCUAUCGCAUUGACCUUAGCAAAAAGUAUCACAAAACGGCUUCGACAUGAAAUAUCAAUUUUUUGACCUUUUGGAAUUUUUUAAAAAUUCUCCAAAUUGAGGCAGACGCAUAAGAAUUUCCACCAAAGGAAAUCGGUCGAGUAGAACUUGAGAUAUCAUGUCAACCAUUUCAAAAAAAGUAGUUUUGAGGAAAACUGCUUAGACGCUAGGUCACAAAAUCUACUGCAUAUCCGAAGAUAAUGCGAAUUUUUAAAAAUCCAUUUUAGGACAUAUUCUUUAGGUCUUGUUUUUUUAAUAUAUUUGAAGGAAUUUUCAAAUUCAAAGUCACGUUCUUCAUAAUUUCCAUUUAACCUAAAUGUUCUUUUAACUUGAACAUUAAGGUAAAGUCAAAAAUGUUGCACUUUAGCACAUUAUAAAGUCUCCUUUAGCGGCAAACUUCAAAUGCAUGUUUGAAUUCUAAGCUGACCCAGGCGUUUUUCUAAUAAGUUUUAGAAAAUAAAAGGUUGAUGACACAAUGACUAGAUAUCGUGCUACUUCCAGCUCAUGCGAAUACAAUGUAUCGACAAAUAUAAAAAGGUACAAACUGCAUCCAAUGCUUGGCUUCGGUUCGAACAUAGUAGCUCUUUAGCCAGAUUCCGAUAAAUAUUCAAUAACAGUGCUUUGAGAAGGGAGUUUGAAGAAAGGCACUUUGGAAGACAUCUUUUAGCGGAUGACGAUGGAUAUCGCAUUCAGAGAUACCUCUAGACAAAAUUGGAAAACGUGAAUACAAACACCGAAAAUUUAUAUAAUAAUUUUAUUAUGAGAACAAGGGACGUGGACUUAAAAAUAAACAUUGGAUAGGAUAAUGGAAAUUAAAAAUGGAAUUUAAUAACUUAAAUAAGUCAAAAGAAAUGUUAGCGACAAAAUAACACUCACUUCUACGUUUCAUUUUGUUUUAUUUUUCUAACGAAACAUAUUGGAAAAGGUUAGAGUAUUGUCAACCUCCGUUUAACCUUUAAUUGAAAGACCGUUACCGUUACAAAUCGAUUAUGGGACUACUUUAACAACUAAAUUAAAGGGCUCUUCAAUUUAAAAGAACAUUUAGUUGAAGUACUAGUUAGGGUGGGAUUAUGAAACCAGUAGUUAUGAAUAUUUAUUAUUAUGUGCUUCAAUGAACGUUAGCUAUGCUUUAACCCAUUUUUUUUGCCACCCAUCAGGCAAAAGUUAUGUAAUUAGUGUUAGAAAAUAUAGCAUUUUAUCACAAUUGUUAAUUAUAUUAUUAUUCGUAAAUAAAGUAUGGAAAUAUUAAUUUAGUGUUUUAUU
Messenger RNA from Diorhabda sublineata, 4776 nucleotides. RefSeq names its product coiled-coil and C2 domain-containing protein 1-like (gene l(2)gd1). The transcript has 12 exons. Lineage: Eukaryota; Metazoa; Arthropoda; Insecta; Coleoptera; Chrysomelidae. Gene Ontology annotation, biological process: regulation of transcription by RNA polymerase II. Bases 326 to 2764 code for a protein of 812 amino acids. Gene Ontology annotation, cellular component: nucleus. Gene Ontology annotation, molecular function: DNA-binding transcription repressor activity, RNA polymerase II-specific; RNA polymerase II cis-regulatory region sequence-specific DNA binding. The record is from RefSeq and is a predicted model, not a curated record.